GACCAAAACUCUCGUUCUCAAAAGGAAGUGUGGACAGACGUAUCGCGUACCUUUCAUAGGUACCACKGCGACACCACGCCCCGAUCCUCCUCCCCCGGAGCCUUCCGUGCCCACACUAUCUCCUUCUAUCAUUGUUACCUCGCCUCGGCAGUUCGCCCACUUCAUUCGACAGGACGACGUCACCUUCUUUAUGGUGAACAUAACGGAUCUCUUACACUAUGAUUCACCCUGUCCCGACGUCGAGCUCAUUCCUCUGGAGCCUGAUCCUCCUUCUAUCUCCAUGGCUCCCAUCUCUACUUCCUUCCCUCCGCCGUCCGUCGAUUCCACCCCGCCGUCGCUCGCUGACGCUGAAGCUGAGGAACUCGCACGCUAUACGGCCAACCCGGAGUCCGCAGUUCGUGACCUCAUUCGAGAGUACCACGACGUUUUCCCAUCGUCGUUCUCGUAUGCCGGCAUCCCACCGAUGCGUGACGUCGAGCACUCCAUCCAGCUCGUGCCUAACUAUCGUGUUCACCACCAGGUACCCUACAGACUCUCGAUCCCCGAGGCCACCGAACUCAAGCGUCAGCUUGAGGAGCUCCUGAGACUGGGUUUCAUUAAACCCAGCAACUCCCCGUGGGGUGCACCCAUCCUCUUUGCUCGCAAAGCGGAUGGAACUCUCCGUUUCUGCGUCGACUAUCGCGGCCUCAACCGCUACACAGUUAAGAACAGUUACAUCAUGCCUCAUUCCGACGAGCUGUUCGACCGCCUAGCAGGCAACCGCUUCUUUACGAAGAUUGAUCUUCGUAGCCGUUACCAUCAGAUCUGCGUUGCUGCAGCCGAUCAGCUGAAAACCGCGUUCCGAUCGCGAUUCGGCCACUACGAUUUCACCAAUGCACCCGCUACCUUUCAAAGGGCGAUGAACGACAUCUUCAGGGACAUCCUGGAGCAGUACGUUCUCGUCUACCUCGACGAUAUCCUGGUCUACAGUCGUACCCUUGAGGAGCGCCUCAGACACCUCCGCGACGUCCUUGACUGCUUGCGCAGACAUGGCUUCUACGCCAAGCUGAGCAAGUGCCGUUUUGCCCAGCACAAAGUGGAUUUCUUAGGACACUACGUGUCUGACCAGGGUCUCCACAUGGACGACGCGAAGAUCACUGCUAGUGCGGAGUGGCCCCUCCCCACAUCCGCCAAGCAGCUUUGCAACUUCCUAGGUCUCACCAGCUACUAUAGUAAUUUCGUCCAGGGCUACGCUAGUGCACGUGAGGUCGUCGACAUCGUGUUUGACCGAGUCGUGCGUGACCACGGCUUACCUCUGAGCAUCAUAUCUGACCGUGAUCUGCGCUUUACCAGCCGAUUCUAUCGACGGUUCCACGAGGUUUACGGCACCCAGCUCCGCUUCUCCUGGUCUUACCAUCCUCAGACUGAUGGUCAGACCGAGGUCAUGAAUAGGACUCUCGGAGAUAUUCUCCGAAAGAUUGUUCGUGACGACGAGCAGUGGGAUCUCCAUCUUGCCCACGCGGAAAUACCCUACAACCACGCCGUCUCACCAGCCACGGGGAUGUCGCCUUACUAUUGCGACCUCGGCUAUCACCCUCGUGUUCCCGUGGAUUUCCUUCGACCGUCACAGAUGCACCCCGACACCAGUUGUCCCGCGCUGGAUGAUUGGGUUUCACACGUGACGUUGCUCAUGAAGGCCGCACAUGAACACAUAGCCGCUUCCCAGACUCGCAUGGCGGCACGUGCGAACCGAUCGAGGAUGGAUCAUCCAUUCAAAGUCGGUGAUGAUGUGCUUAUCGACGUCCACCACUUACAGCUUGAAGCGGACACGCUUCGCAAGUUUCGGCGUCGCUUCUUUGGUCCAUGCCGCAUCCUCCAGGCCGUCGGUUCUGAUACGGCAUCUAGUCCAGUCAGCUUCCGUGUGAAGCUGCUCGACGACCUAUGCCAGGCUCGUGUGCACGAUGUCUACCACGUCUCGUUACUGCGCCCGUACCGCAGACCGUCUGAGCGUUUCGUCGGACGACCAUACGAGCGCCCUCCACCCAUCAUGGUGGACGACCACGAGGAGUUCCUUGUUUCAGACAUCAUUGGUCGCCGAGUCACCGACGACAACCCUCCCCACGUCGAGUAUCUCGUACGUUGGAAGCGUUACCCUGAUGAGGAGGCUACUUGGGAGCCCCUCGAGCACUUGCAGCAUGCUCGCAUGUUGGUGCGUGUCUAUGACCGUGCUCGUCGUGCUGGGUCAACUGCUCCCCCUCAGCCCACUGACCCCCCUCCUUCUCCCUCGGCUGAGGAGACCGCUGAAGUCAAGCCUGCCCCUUCUGAGGCAGACCUUCAGCAGCAGCCGGAUGCUACUGAGCGUCCAGAGCGCACUCAUCGUCGUCCUGCUUGAUACGACGAUUGACUCUAACUUACCUUCCCACGUCUUUGACUUCUCAGUACUCCAUCCACCCCAGUU
This is a messenger RNA of Chara braunii, 2437 nucleotides long. The record is from the annotation of a GenBank genome assembly. Lineage: Eukaryota; Viridiplantae; Streptophyta; Charophyceae; Charales; Characeae.